AUGCCACACGUUUCUGAGAUUUCCGGCGACUUCAAGACUAGAUUUGGGUACCAAGAACAUUGCCGUCCAUCGGAGUCUAUGCAGCCAUCGGUCAGGGGUACGCCAGAUCUUUUGAAAUCAGUACUCAAAGAAACUCCUUUCAAUUCAUCGGCCGUUUCAAGCUUCAGAGAUAGAGGGGAUUAUUCAUCUGUUACGGUUAAUCUAAACGAUAGUUUUGAGUUCCGAGAAGAUCCUUCCUUUUGGAAAGACCACAAUGUUCAGGUCAUCAUAAGGGUACGCCCUCUUAGCAAUUCUGAGAUAGCUGUUCAGGGACCAAGUAGAUGUGUUAAGCAGGGCAGUAGUCAGUCAAUUACAUGGACUGGGCCCCCAGAAGCACGCUUUACCUUUGACCAUGUUGCUGAUGAACAUGUUAGCCAGGAGAUGCUAUUCAAAGUUGCUGGAGUACCCAUGGUAGAAAACUGCAUGGGAGGCUACAACAGCUGCAUGUUCGCUUAUGGCCAAACUGGUAGUGGAAAGACCCACACGAUGCUUGGGGACAUAGAUGGGGGUUCUCGAAGGCAUAGUGUUAAUUCAGGGAUGACACCCAGGGUCUUUGAGUAUCUGUUUACACGGAUUCAGAAGGAUAGGGAGGCUCGGAGAGAAGAAAAAAUACAAUAUACCUGUAAAUGCUCGUUUUUGGAGAUAUACAACGAGCAAAUACUUGACCUGUUAGAUCCAUCAUCUACCAAUUUACAGAUAAGAGAGGACACUAAGAAAGGGGUAUAUGUCGAUAAUCUCACUGAGAUUGAGGUUAUAAGCGCUAGAGACGUGAUUCAACAACUUAUUCAGGGUGCAGCAAACAGAAAGGUUGCCUCCACAAACAUGAAUCGUGCCAGCAGUCGCUCUCAUAGUGUGUUUACAUGCAUAAUAGAAAGUAAAUGGGUCUCUCAAGGUGUGACACAUCAUCGGUUUGCCCGUCUUAAUCUUGUGGAUUUGGCAGGCUCUGAAAGGCAGAAAAGUUCUGGUGCUGAAGGAGAACGUCUAAAAGAAGCCACCAAUAUAAAUAAAUCUCUUUCAACUUUAGGACUUGUUAUCAUGAACCUUGUCAAUGUAUCAAAUGGGAAAUCUCUUCAUGUUCCAUAUCGGGAUUCAAAGCUCACAUUUUUACUUCAGGAUUCUCUGGGAGGGAAUUCAAAAACUACAAUAAUUGCUAAUAUUAGUCCAUCUAGUUGCUGUUCAUUGGAGACAUUGAGUACACUGAAGUUCGCUCAACGUGCAAAAUUCAUCAAAAAUCAUGCUACCAUAAACGAAGAUGCUUCUGGAGAUGUUCUUGCUAUGAGGAUGCAGAUUCAACAACUGAAGAAAGAAGUAUCUCGUUUGCAAAAUGUGAUUAAUGGGGGAACUGAGAAUCAUGACGAUGAUGCUUGGACUGUCUCUUUUCCUGGAUCUCCAGGAUCUUUCAAGUGGGAAGGGAUUCAUGGAUCAUUUAGCCCAGUUUCUGGUGUUAAACGAAUGUCACAGAAAAAGGAGUAUGAAGUAGCACUUGUUGGUGCUUUUAGGAGGGAAAAGGAUAAAGACAUCACCUUGCAGGCAUUAACAGCUGAAAGUCAGGCUGCCAUGCAAUUGGCAAAACAAAGGGAGGAUGAGAUACAGGGCCUGAAAAUGAGAUUAAGAUUCCGUGAGGCUGCAAUAAAAAGGCUGGAGGGAGUCGCCUCUGGUAAGAUCUCUGCCGAGACACACUUGCUAAAAGAGAAGGAAGAACAUUUGAAGGAGCUAGAAGUCCUACGCUCCCAGGUUGAUAGGAACCAGGAAGUGACGAGAUUUGCCAUGGAAAAUUUGCGACUAAAAGAAGAGAUCAGAAGAUUAAAAUCCUUUUUUGAAGAAGGGGAGAAACAACAAAUGGAUGAACAGAUGAGAAUACUCGAGGAUAAGUUGCUGGAAGCUCUAGAGUGGAAACUCAUGAACGAGUUAGAGGCUUCACAUGUGAAGGAAAAAAGUUUCGACUUGUUGAUGGAUAGUCAGAGAGAUGGUGACCUUUUUAGCCUUAAGGACCCUAUAACCCCAUGCCGCACCGAGAAAACUCAAUUUGAGUUCCCUUUAAUAACCACACCCAAUGUUGCUUUAAGUGACCAAAGAGAGCUACAAACCAUGGUUGACGCUAUUGCAGCUGCAAGUCAAAGAGAAGCAGAAGCUCAUGAAACUGCAAUUAUAUUGUCUAAAGAAAAUGAUGAUCUGAGAUUAAAGCUCAAGAUGUUACUUGAUGACAACAAUAAACUGAUUGAACUUUAUGACCGGGCAGUUGCAGACAGUCAACAGAACAUUCUCAGAGCUGAAGAGAGUAAAAAGGACCAUGUUGACUAUAAUGAGUUUGCUCAAAAGGAACUUGAAAUGAAAAGGGAAAAUGAGAACUUAGAGCAUCAGCUCGCUGAAAUGCAUGAAGAGAACGAUAAAUUACUAGGAUUAUAUGAGAAGGCAAUGCAAGAGAGAGAUGAGUUGAAAAGACUUGUUUGUUCAAGUGAGCAGAAAAGCCGAGAUGGAGCUAAUUGUGUGGAGAAGCUGGUUGAGGUGGAUGGAGGGGAUGAAGUCCAGUUGGACGAUUCUGCUCAUGCCUUACUUGGUGGAAGUCAUUUAGUAGAAGUUCCUGUGCAGGAUGAACACAGUAGGUGCUCCAGUCCAAUAAUACGUGAAUAUCUUGAGUCAAACGAACCUUCCACCAGUUCAAUGGAGGUAGAGAUUGUUGAAAAGUUCAGUUCCUGUGAUGAACCAAAGAUGCAGGAUAGAUUUGUUGACACGAUAAAUAUUCUACGUGAAAAGUUGGAUAAAGCGCAAGAACUGCUUUCAAAAUCUUCUGAAAAUGUCACUUUAUUUAGUUCACUUGAAAGAGAGAUUAUCGAUAUUGAUAGGCUUUCAAGGGAAAUACAAGCAUUAGAAGGUGUGGUUCAGAUGAAACGGAAAGAGUAUGAUUCAUCAAAUCUUGUUAUCUGUGAUCUAAAAGAACGAGAAAAUAUGUUCGACAGAAAGCUAACAGCAGUGCGAUACUCCAUGGCCAACUUCUCUUCAUCUCUUGGUUACUUUGAACAACGUGAAGCUCAGGCCAAGGUCAGGACACAUUCGGCAUCGUCUCAUUUGAAGUUAAAGAAAAUGGAAUUUGCCCGACUUCAGGCUAGCAAGGCCGAGACUGAACGUGCUCAGAUGAAAAUUAAAGAAUCUGAAGUGGAAUUGAAGAACAACAUGGCAUCACUGAAGCAAAAAAUCGAGGAAGAGAAGAAGAAGCGUGAAAAGGACACAGUUCUCCUUGCUAUUGAUAAUGUCGAAAACUCAGAGGUGCAUAGAAACUGGCAACUAGGUGGUAAAGCAACCGAAUUGCUCAAAUCUGAAGAAGAAAAAACAAAGCUACAACUUCAAAUGAACCAUGAUAGAGAAAAGCUCGAAAUUGUCAGAGAAGAAGGUGAAAAACUGAGCAGAAAGUUAGAGGAAGUGGAUCAAGAAAUGCAGGUGGCUGAAAUGGAGAUACAAAAGUGCACAAAGUCUAUGGAGGAGAUGGAAAACAAGCUGCAAAGCAUUGUUCAUGAGAGAAAGGUGGUUUCGGACAUGAAAGAAACUGGAAGGAAUGAAUUCGAGAAUAUGUUGAUUGAAUUUGUGCAAAAUGUGUUUGAAAGGGAGUUGAAAGAGGAAGAGACAAGGAUUUUGAGAGAAGAAAUGGAUAUGGAGAUGAAAAGAGAAGAGGGGUUGAAAGAAGAAAGGAGUAGGAAUAUGCAGAAAAUGAGUCAUAUGGUGGAAGAGACAACAAGAGGGAUGUUAUCAGAGAAGUUGGUUCAAGAUCUUGAAAGCAUUUGUUCAUCGUUUAUGGAGCUAAGUUCAGUGGUUGAGGAUCUGCAAUCAAAUUCCAUGGCCAUUAUUAACUAACACCAUCUGGUAAAACAUGAAUUCUAUUGGAGUUGCAUCAUGUAAUUUUACUUUUAACGUCUUCACGGUGUGAUUAUAUAUAGAGUUGAAUUCUGGUGAGAACUUAUUGUUAGACCUUGAAAACUUUUCACAAUUGUUGAUCGAAUUUUCAACUAUUUCAUCCAACAACGUAGAUCGUACAUCCUCUGUUUGUAAAAGAAGGGGGCAAUUUGGUUUGUUGGUCAU
This is a messenger RNA of Cynara cardunculus var. scolymus (artichoke), 4110 nucleotides long. Its product is annotated as kinesin-like protein KIN-12E. The record is from RefSeq and is a predicted model, not a curated record. Bases 1 to 3885 code for a protein of 1294 amino acids. Gene Ontology annotation, biological process: microtubule-based movement. Gene Ontology annotation, molecular function: ATP binding; microtubule binding; microtubule motor activity. Lineage: Eukaryota; Viridiplantae; Streptophyta; Magnoliopsida; Asterales; Asteraceae. The transcript has 20 exons.